Messenger RNA from Closterium sp. Yama58-4, 1607 nucleotides. The record is from the annotation of a GenBank genome assembly. NCBI's taxonomy places the organism in Eukaryota, Viridiplantae, Streptophyta, Zygnematophyceae, Desmidiales, Closteriaceae.
AUGGCGACGCCGUUUCAUUUCCAACCGUUACCGAUUCCUUUGCAAUCACCGCCUCCGGCUGGAAACGACUCAUUGUGGCCGACAACCCAGCAGCAGCAGACUCAGGCAGCUUCACCUCCCUCCACACAGCCUCCCUCAACCGCGCCUGCAGCUCCCCCAUCGUCCUCCGCGCCUUUCUCUGCGCCGUUGUCCGCUGCGCCUUCCGCUGCACCGCUGUUCCCCGCGCCUGCCGCUGCGCCCUUGUCUGCCGUCCCUUCCGCUGCGCCGAUGUUACCCGCACCGCAUGCUGCAGGGCCUGGGUCGUCGCAGGCUCUUAUGGAUGCUCUGAAUCUUCUACAGCAGAAUAUCGGCGCGCUGCGGUCGCUGAUUCCGCUGAUGUCGCAGCAGCCACCGAUCUCCACCACGCCGGAUCAACUCCAGCAGCAGCAGGCUGCAGCAUCCGUCGGCGUCGCCUCAGUGAUUUCACAACUCGCCGUCGCCGCUGCCAACAUUCUCCCGCAAGCCGGACUCUCCCUUCCCAUCAACCCGGCCUUUGCGCGAUGCGGCGGUUUCGCGCCCUCCCCGCUUCUGGCGCCUGACAACGCGGGGCCCUCUAAUCCUUUCUCGGUUUCUGCUUAUGACGGUACAAAUCAACGACCCAUGGUGCAGCAGCAACUGCAGCAGCCGCAGCAGCAGCCGCAGCAACCAGAACAACAGCAGCCGCCGCAGCAGCAACAGCAGUCACCAGCAGCGCAGGUGGUGAACGAGCCAUGGCGACCAGCGGCAUUGAUUGAGCAAUGCGCUGCUGCCGCUCCCGAACCUAAGCUCUUUGGAAAACCUCUUCUCCCUCAGAAGCGAAAGGUCGAGGAAGUUGCAUGUGACGCCGCUGACGGAGAAGACGGACUUCUUGUCGCGGCGAAGAAAGUAACUCCCGCGCCGACUUCCAAGGUUCCUGGUGCUCUUAACGGGUGUGCGUUUAUGGCGGAUGCGGGUUUGGACGAGGAGAACGACGAGGAUUCGCCGCUUCCGGAGGGAACGUUCGACAUUAUCGAGAUGGACCCUGUGGAGCUGCUGGCGGAGCACACGCACUUCUGCGAGAUCUGCGGCAAAGGAUUCAAGCGUGACGCCAAUCUGCGCAUGCACAUGAGGGGCCAUGGUGACGCGUACAAAACUCCCGAGGCGCUUGCAAGGCCAGGCAAGCAGUCUCCACAAGCUGCCGGGCAGCCCCUCAAAAGGUUCAGCUGCCCGUUUGUCGGGUGCAAGCGCAACCAGCAGCACCGGGCGUUCGUGCCGCUGAAGACGAUGCUGUGUGUGAAGAACCACUACCGCCGCACCCACUGCCCCAAGAUGCUCGCCUGCUCCAAGUGCGGUGCAAAGCGCGGUUCUCGGUGGUGGCGGACCUCAAGACCCACGAGAAGCACUGCGGGCGCGACCGCUGGCUGUGCUCCUGCGGCACGUCCUUCAGCCGCAAGGACAAGCUGCUCGGCCACCUCGCCCUCUUCAAGGGCCACCGCCCCGCCAACCCCUCCCUCACUGCUGCCGACGACGGCCCUGCAGGCGCCAUCGCUGAUGGUACAGGAGGUGAAGCUCCUGCGAUCGCUGGGCCUUCAGUGCCUGCUCCUCCUCAG